Tripterygium wilfordii is the source of this 1692-nucleotide messenger RNA. RefSeq names its product TSL-kinase interacting protein 1. Gene Ontology annotation, molecular function: chromatin binding. The record is from RefSeq and is a predicted model, not a curated record. Bases 151 to 1494 code for a protein of 447 amino acids. The transcript is spliced from 8 exons. Gene Ontology annotation, cellular component: nucleus. Lineage: Eukaryota; Viridiplantae; Streptophyta; Magnoliopsida; Celastrales; Celastraceae. Gene Ontology annotation, biological process: pattern specification process.
GCCAUCUUUCUCCACUCUCGAUUCGUCUCUCUUUCUGGCUCUCUCGAUUCACGUUCAGGUAUUGAUGUUUCAUUCGAAUUCAAACGAUUCUCGAUUAUUAUGCUCGUUUUCCGAACUCUUUAAUUUCAGUUGAGGAAAAGCUGAAGUCCCAUGAAAACUGCUAGAAAGCGGAAGGCAAAAGAAGUUGAAGCUUCUAUAAAGCAUAACAUGAUUUCAGUUUCCACUGAAAUAGAUGGAUCUACAAACAGAAUUGGAGGGUUGGGUUUGAUAUCUAAAGGAUAUUGUUCAAAUGUGUCAAAAACAACAAAAAAACUUCCAGUCCUCGAGCAAUAUUCAGGACCAACCCUGGACCCUUCAGUGAAGAUCAAGUUGCAGCUUUUUCCAAUUGAUGAAGGCACUCGCAUGGGAUUGGAAAAGGAUGGAUAUCAUCCAUACCUAGAACUUAUUUUAAGUGCUCGGAAGAAGAUUUCAUCUGUGAUUAAGCACCUUAAAAGCAAGUGGGGUGGUUCAAAUGUUGCUCUUGGUGAACCUAUUCUCUUCCCAUACAAUAGGUCUGGAGAUUAUGCUGGUUACAGAUGGACAUCAUGUGAUACUGACACAACAGCAGGAGAGGUCCAUUCAAUUAUUGGCAGUCCUCCUGUGUACCGCUUAAGGUAUGGCUGGUUCUCUAUAUCUGAAACCAAAAGUUCUGGAGCGCCUGGUACUUUGAAUGACCUUCGGUCAUGUUUGCAGUUCAACAGCAGGCUGAAAACUUUUGGUAUGAAUGUGCAAAAUACAAAUGAUGAAGAGAGGCAACUUGAGGUUGCAACAGAGUCUAAACAAAACAUUGAAAAUGGAGCAACACUUGUAACUAUGGCUGAGAAAAAGUCUUCAAAUGGAUCGAUUGAUCUUAAGGAUAAUGAAGCGAAGAUUUAUAUUGGUAAUGCACACUCAUCUGCAUUUUGGGAUGAUAAUCUAACUACAAUAAGCAUUGGAGGCCUGCUGUCUGAAGCAUCCUUGCAGAGCAUGCUUAAUAAAUGUGAUCCCAGAUCAAAUGGAAGCAAUGCAGGACAUCAACCAUCUCAAUUAUUCUCAGAUUCACUUGAUGCUUGUAUUGCUGCCCAAAUGAAUCAUUCCCAAGCUCCGAGUCUGCCUCGUCAAGAAUCGCGCUCAUCUAUACUGGAUGCUGAAGAUACUUGCCAUGCAUUUCCUGGUCAAAAAUUCUCUUCCUCAGGCAAAGAUGUUUUACCUAAGCCAUUCAAAUACCCACUUGCAACUGAGGAAUACCCAAAUGCAACAAAGGUCAAUGUCCAAUCUGGGCUUCCAGAUGGCCACACUAAUGAAAAGACUGAAACAGACUCGCUGCUUAGUUCACGAAUAUGUAAUGAUGAAAGCAGCCUUGGACUGUCAGGCAUAAAAUGGACGGAAUCUUUGGGACCCUUUGAUCUCGGUUUAUCUUCCUCCCGAAAGAUUAUCAGUGGCGACAAUUUAAGCAUUGGUGGAAUUAUUAGCUAGCCAUGUAUUUUUGGUCACUGCUGCUCUCAGAAAAAUGUAGAGGAUACAAGGAAACUGAAAAAUAGAGCUGCAACUUGCAACUGUAGGAAUGACUAUUAACAAUUUAACAUAUCAAUUUUACAUUUGCUAGGGCUGGGGUUGCAUUUGAAAGCAUUUUCAAGGAAUAACGCUUCAAAUAAUCUUGAAAAAGGUUGAUGG